Messenger RNA from Arachis stenosperma, 1750 nucleotides. RefSeq names its product reticulon-like protein B8. The transcript has 5 exons. The record is from RefSeq and is a predicted model, not a curated record. Lineage: Eukaryota; Viridiplantae; Streptophyta; Magnoliopsida; Fabales; Fabaceae. The coding region runs from base 784 to 1560 and encodes 258 amino acids.
UAUUUUUCUGCUUUCCUUUUUAUGUAUAUUUAUAAUUUGUUAUUAUUUAUUUUUUGACUUCUGUAUCAAUGAUCUUGACUUGCCAACAUUUCUCUGAUUUAUUUUUGGCUUACUUUUUGGUGUUUAUUAAUGUGUUUAUGAAUGUCUUGGGAUUUCUGUUUAUAACUGUUUGUGCCUUGAAAUUUUGGAAAUAUGUAUAAUAACAAUAGAAGAGUGCUAGGAAGCCAGCAGGUUUUGUGAUUUAUAGUCAUCAAUUAGUUCUCAUUAGUGUUUUUAAUGGUGCGAGGUUAUAUCUAAUAGUGUAGAAUUACUCACAUUUCUUUUGCUGAUUAAGUGUUGGCCAGAUUUUAAUAAAAAUGUUAGUCCUUACACUUUCUCAUAACGAAAAAUCAAUUUCAUGAAAACAAAGCUGUAUUAUUCAAUGAGCUUGUAAAUUCAAGGUUUUGCCUUGAAGUUUGACUUGGUGUGGGUGUAAGCUUUAUGAAUCCAUAUAUAGCUUUUAGAUGAUCUCCUCUUUUGUUAUGGUUCAGAAAAUAUAAUUGAAUCUUAUUGUAUUUGAUUCCUGCACUGGUUUCUUUAUAAAUGAUGAUAAUUGGGGACAUUUUCUUACUUCAUGGAGUGAUUUUAUCCAUUGAAUUUGAAAAAGUAAGAAAUAGAAAAAGAGAAGAAUCAAAGGUAGAUGAAUAAUAUGGAGAAAGAAAAGGAUUUCUUCAUAUGGAUUAAAUAAGAAUUUCUUUGAUGAUGAUUCAGUGAUGUUAGGCAGAAUUGCUAUUUUGUACAUUGAUGGUCUUCUCUGUUCUUAGUAGCACAGGAAGAACAAUGGCAGACAAGAUCACAGCUGAAAAGCUUUUUAACACUCUUGUGGAAACAAUGGCAGCAGAAAAGCCAAAAUCUGUAUCCUUCUUUGAGGAAGAGAAAUCGAGCUCUGUGAGCUCCCAGUUCAAUAGACUCUUUGGACGCCAGAAACCGUUGCACAAUCUUUUAGGUGGCGGAAAAUCUGCCGAUGUCUUGUUAUGGAGGAACAAGAAGAUUUCCGCAAGUGUUUUAACUGCUGCAACAGCUAUAUGGGUGCUUUUCGAAUGGCUUAACUAUCACUUCUUAACUCUUUUAUGUUUUGCUUUGGUUCUUGGAAUGCUUGCACAGUUUCUUUGGACAAAUGCUUCUGGUUUGAUGAGCAGGAAGCCGGCUAAAGUUCCUCGUUUUGUUCUCCCGGAAGAUGUCUUCGUGAAUAUUGCAACUGCCAUUGGUGUUGAGGUUAACCGUGGUUUGAGGGUUCUUCAAGAUGUUGCAUGUGGAGGAAACCUAAAGCAGUUUCUUCUGGUUGUAUUCAGCUUGUGGGCUGGUGCUGUGAUUGGAAGCUGGUGCAACUUUUUGACUGUCAUCUAUAUCGGUUUUGUUGCUGCACAUACACUCCCAGUUCUGUAUGAAAGAUAUGAAGAUCAAGUUGACAACUUUGUGUAUAAGGUCCUUGGUGAGAUGAGAAAUCACUAUAGUAAGCUUGAUGCUGGUUUACUUAGCAAGAUCCCAAAGGGAAAGCUCAAAGGAAAGAAGUUUGAAUGAUUACAUUCAUUCUUAUUCUUAUAUGUAAAAUGGUUUGGACCAAAAAAAUUUAUGCUUUAAGCUUUAGGCAGCGAUUGAUCUUCUUCCUGUGUAAAUUCAAGUACAUAAAAAAAAGAAGAUAAGUCUCUGAUCUCUUAACUGUUUCCCAUGGAAUAUAUUUGGUAACAAUUUAUUAUUUUCCCAAAUUUAA